GACAAGACAUUUCUACUCAGAGGAACACAAGCGGAUUGACACGCGACAUGCUUCCACCCACUGUACUCAAACUAACCCUCGCAGCCGACCGAAGAGUUAUCCUUCCGUUGGACGAAGGCGACAACAAUCUGGAUGUCGUCCAAUGGUAUUUGGACGAAUUGGUGAGACCCGGUGAUGUACUCCUCAUUGUGUACAAUGUGCGACCCACGCCGGUGCCUUCAGCUACCAGAUUUCCAGUCCUGUUAGGCACCAUGCUCACGAUUGGUCAGUCCAGCAUCAGAAAAGGCAAGUCGAAAUGUCGCGAGGCGAUGCAACUGGCCAAGAAUUAUGGGGUGAACGCGCACUCAUUCCUGUAUGUGCACGCGAAACCACACCUCACGUUGACAAAUGCUGUUCGCGAACUAAACGCUGAUUUGGUCAUCCUCGGUCAUCGAACCUUCACAACCUAUGGAAAGGCAGUCUCGGAGGACUCGUGUACGGCGAGAAAAACUGUCUCCAACGUGCCGGUGGAGUUGGCAAAGCCUGUUAUCAGGACUGUCCCACGGUCGCGUAACUACUCCUGUUGAUUGAUAUGUACAUAGCAUUUGGCCAGAUUAAUUUAUUUGUUAUUUAUUUAUUUACCUCAA
This is a messenger RNA of Dicrocoelium dendriticum, 626 nucleotides long. NCBI's taxonomy places the organism in Eukaryota, Metazoa, Platyhelminthes, Trematoda, Plagiorchiida, Dicrocoeliidae. The record is from the annotation of a GenBank genome assembly.